This is a messenger RNA of Caretta caretta (loggerhead turtle), 4647 nucleotides long. RefSeq lists its product as uncharacterized. The record is from RefSeq and is a predicted model, not a curated record. Gene Ontology annotation, cellular component: plasma membrane. Gene Ontology annotation, molecular function: protein binding. Lineage: Eukaryota; Metazoa; Chordata; Testudines; Cheloniidae.
AGGAGGGCACCUGUCAAGAGGAGGAGGCGGGCACAGGCCGGAUGGGAAGUUGGUUGUGAGCCGGAGCUGGGGUGGGAAGUGCCCCCCCACCAGUGCAGAUCAGAUUUCCAUCCCCAGAUCCUGGCAUGCUCAUCCCUUGCCCCCUGACCCCUCUGCUGCCAGCAUCCGGGGGGGCAUUUCCCCAGGGCAGCAGCUGACGUCAACAACCCUAAACUGCCCCCAUUGCAAGCCCCAGUGUAGGGGGCGUGCCGGGGGGUGGGGGCAGGAGGGAACGCUCCGUACGCUGCUACCGAGAUUUCAGGCUAGGGCACCCUGGGGAGCAGUCUGAUUUCCACCGGGAUCUGCUUCACCCCCAAGUUCAGCCAGGGCCCAGGCUGUCUUCAAGCUCCUGCCCCACCCCUGCAGCGCCUCCUUAAGGCUCAGCACAAAAACCUUGCCCCGCACCUGCCUCUGUCCCGAGACAGGAGCAUCUCUCUCUGCUGGCUGGAACGGGCAGCCCUGGGAGCAGCGUGGGUACCCCCUUAACGGCUGCUCUCUUCCCUCCUCUGCCCAGCAGAUCUAGCGCAAGGCAAGGCCGCGGCCCCGCUGGCGAAGCGAGGGGCUGGCCGGCAGGGCUGGAAAGAGGAGCCCGGGAGGGAAGGCGAAGGCACCCCCCUGCCCGAGGACCUAUCCAAGCCGUUCCCUCCCCGCUGGAUCGUUCAGGUUCCGUCUCCUGCUUUGACCUGGAAGGAGAGAGGCCAAGAAAGCUCUGGGCUCGUCACUCAACAAAGGACUCUUUGUUACAGCCUCCUCCAAGGAAACCAGACCCCCUCCUCCCCCCAUCCGUGGGGCGGAAAGCGAUCCGGACGGGGCUGCCGGCUUGGCUGUGCCCUCUCUCUCCUUCCGCCGGCGCUGGGGUUCUGCUCUAUGUGGGCCAGUCUCUUCCGCAGCCUGCCUCCAUGAUGCUGCCCUUCUUCCUGGCUCUCCUGCUUUGGGUCCUAGCGGCAGGAGCCACCAAGGCCUGCCCGCACCUGUGUGUCUGCUACGAAUCCUCGGAUUUCGUGGACUGUCGUGGCCGGCGUCUGGCCCACGUCCCCCGCAGCAUCCCGUCCAGCACGUGGCUCCUGGAUCUGAGGCACAACCACCUGACCAGCCUUGAGGCAGGCUCCUUCGACGCCCUGUGGUCUAUGAAGAUCUUGCUCCUGGCCCACAACUCCGUCGGCCAGCUCUGGCCCAAGGCCUUCACGGGCCUGGGCUUCCUGGAGAAGAUGGACCUCAGCCACAACCUCCUGGCCCAGCUGCCUGCUGACUUCUCCGAUGAUCUGGCCUCCCUGAAGGAGCUCAAGGCGGCCUACAACCGGCUGUCGGCCGUGGGCUAUGAGAGCCUGCAGCAUCUGGAGAGCCUGGAGAAGCUGGACCUGAGCUACAACCAAGUGGCUUCCAUUGAGAAGGGGGCCUUUCGGGGCCUGUCCAGGCUCCGGUACCUCUACCUCCAGUCCAACCGUUUGGGGGUUGUUCACAACGGCUUCUUCUCCAUGCUCCAGAACCUGGAAGUCCUCUUCCUUGGCACCAACAACAUCAGCGCCAUCGAGCUGGAGGCCUUCACCUCCCUGCACAGCGUGAACCUCCUGGCCUUGACCGGCAACCAGCUCAUCCACCUCAAAUUCAAGACCAUCCUGAACAUCCAGACACCUAGCACCUACCUCCAGCUCGCCGGCAACCCCUGGGCCUGUGACUGUGACCUCCAGCGGGUCUUCAGCAAGAUCCUGAGCGUCCGCCACCUCCACGUGGAAGACUACGCCAAUAUCACCUGUGCCAGUCCCUGGCAGCUGGUCGGCUUGCCUCUGGUUUCUGUGGACGCCCAGCUGUGCGUGGCCGAGACGGCCACUGUCCUGGUGAUCACGGUCACCGUCCUGGUGACGGUCAUCGCUGCCAUAGUCAUGGCGGAGAGGAACAGGAAGAAGAGGCAGGAGAAGAACUGGAACGAGUUGGACGGCCCCUUCGACCUGCAGGAGAAGUGAGAUGAGGGGUGGGAAAGCCGGCGCCUGGUGCGUGAGAAGCAGCCGGGUCCUUUGCCGCGGCUUUUGAGCUCUCCUGGAUCCGCGCUGACGGGCCCUAUUCCCAGCUCCCCGGGACCCAAGCCCAGAUGCCUGGUGUGGGGACGGUUUAUCCAGCGCCGCCCUGCCCAGAGCCACGGCUGCUGCACUGACCGCAGGGGCCUCCCACUUGGUCCCGAAACGUGCACCUGGACAUGAGGGAAAUGAUUUCCCUGCCCCCCAUCCCCACAAAUUGUCCCCUCUCCAAAGGGCAGGGGCUGAGAGCUGGGCCAGGUCCCUUCCUUUCACCGGCUCAUCGCCACGCCAACGGCUGCCCUGCCGCACCCCUGCACCUGUCUCCCCUCCCCGGCAUUCAAACCCUCCCUCGGGCACCCCCGCCCCCACAUGCUGCCUUUUAAUAGCUGCCCUCAGUGACGCCUCUCCUGCCCCCUGCUGGCCUAUGGGGGGAUUGCACAGAUGUAGCCGACUAGAACGUGGUGAAGCGGGGGAGGAAGGGAAUCUCAUCCCCUCCCCGCCCCCCCCCCGACUACGCUGGCUCCACAGGGCUGAUGGGAGGGAAAAGGGAACGGUGCUCUGGUUUUGCCCCUCAACUCAGCAGUUCUGGCUCCGUGAGGCCUUGCAGCCCUCCCCUACGAGGCAGGGAUUACCCCUGCCUUACAACUGGGGAAACUGAGGCACGGCACCUCGGUCAAGGUCAGCGCAGCGAUCUGGGAAUAGAACGCGGGGGUCCUGACGCUCGAUCCCGCCGUUCUCAGUCCCCCGCACUCUGCGCCGAGCUGGCCCGUUGCCGUGUGGGGGCAGUGUUAAAGCGCUGCCUUGUGGGAAGCGCUGGUUCGGGGCGGCUGGGGCUUCUCUUGGCUUCUCCCCCUGGAGGCCAGGUGUGAUGAAGUGGGACUGUUCUUAAUGGUUCCUCUGAAUAGUGUGGGGGUGCCUCAGUUUCCCCUAGGCAGUUCUUAAGUAUCUAGGUGGUGGGGUAAGGGUGUAUGAUCAUUGCAGAGCCCUAGAGGACAGGUGUGUGCAAGGGUCUGGACACAGAGAAUAGCCGACACCCUGUUUCCUGGCACCUGAUGGGCUGGGCCCUUCCCCCCUGCAAGGUGAGAGCUAAAGGGUUGGAGAACAAAGGAAUCAGGUGGGAAAGGGACAAAGCCCAGAGGAGGAGGGGGCUGGAGAGAGUUUCAAUUUGGGGCUGGCUGGAGACAUGGAGUGAAGGGGCAGACGUGGUUGUCUGGCUCACUGCCCCCCAAAAUGGACCCGGCUGAGGGGUCUUGUUCUCUGCACCUACAAGCUCUGUUUUAGACCAUCUUCCUGUCGUCUAAUAAACCUUCUGUUUUACUGGCUGGCUGAGAGUCACGUCUGACUGCGGAGUUGGGGUGCAGGACCCUGCCUGAGCGGACUCGCUGUGGGAAGCGCACGGAGGGGCAGAGGAUGCUGAAUGCUCCAAGGUCAGACCCAGGAAGGUGGGAGCUGUGUGUCCUGAAGACAGGCUGCUCCCAGAAAGGCGACUUCCCCAGAGUCCUGACUGGCUUCAUGGGGAGCAGUUCCAGAGCAUCGCCCGGGGACCCCGUGACACCAGGGCAGUGGGUGGGGAGCUGCAAGGCAGAGCUGGUUGUUUGCUCUGCAAGUGAAACCUUGUGGGCUAGUGGGGGGCCCUUGACUCAGUGGCCGGAAGGAGCCAUAAGGUUCCACCCACCUGCUCCACAUCAAUCCUGAGGCCAGGGCUGCCUGGGGGAAGCUUGCCUAGGAGCUCUGGCCUAGUUCUGACCCUCCCUUUGCACCUAAACCAACGCCCUGAAGAGCACAGAGGCCUCGGCAGCAGGGUACUGGCUGUGGUUGCAGGGUGCUGUCCAGAGCCUCUGGCUAGCCCUCAGCCCCCCUCCCAGCUGGCCCAGGGGUGCUGUGAACCAUGCUCCAAGCCACAGGGCCCUGGCUGCACAUUCACCCCCUCGGCCCAGUCCCGGACCCAGCCACACAGCUCAGCAAAAGGCAGCAGCUCUGGAUUAACCAGUGCAUUACAAAUCCUCCCGCCGGAGGGCGAGCGGCUGGAGAGCGGGGCCGCGUCCAGCCCCGCCAGGAGGCCCGAGUGCCUCUUGGAGGGAGAAGGAGAGUGGGGAUUAGGUCAGGUCAGGUCGUGUGUUUGGUGUCACAGAUGAGCCAGGCAGCUCUCCUGGGGGCCAGGAGAUUUUACGAUUUGUGGGGCAUGAACCUCUCGGCUUGAUCUGGCAAGGAAUGUGGGAGCAACAGGACAGCUGGAGGGCGGGGGGCAGACUAGGGAUUGUGACACCUGAGCACGUUCAGUGGUUCUGUUCCAGCUAAGGGCCUGAUCCUGCGAGGAGCUGCUUGCCUGGGGCUUCCCCUAAUGAGGAAGGGCUGUGCGUCUUACAGGAUCAGGCCCUGAAUCACCUCCCCACUCAGGCUCCUGCUAAACAGUCCUGCAGGCAGAGAGCAGUGCUGUGUUUUGAGCCGGUCCCAAAGCUCAUGUCUGCCAGCAGCUCUUCGGGCUGGGGCAAAUCCCCUGUGGAGUCCUCUACUGGGAAACCUUUGUGUCAAGGGUUUCCUGGCUGCUAAGAUAAUUAACGAUGCUCUUCCCAAUGGUAGCCUUGUACAGCCGCCA